This is a messenger RNA of Erpetoichthys calabaricus (reedfish), 10863 nucleotides long. RefSeq names its product DCC netrin 1 receptor (gene dcc). The transcript has 29 exons. Gene Ontology annotation, biological process: cell-cell adhesion. Gene Ontology annotation, molecular function: protein binding. Gene Ontology annotation, cellular component: membrane. Bases 805 to 5166 code for a protein of 1453 amino acids. The record is from RefSeq and is a predicted model, not a curated record. NCBI's taxonomy places the organism in Eukaryota, Metazoa, Chordata, Cladistia, Polypteriformes, Polypteridae.
GUUAAGUGUAUAUUGAGUCCAUCUGUAGUAUGGCUGCCAAAAGUGUGUAUCAUAAAGAUUAAUACGAGUGUGCCUGUCUCCGGAAUAGCGUCGGCGCUCGUGCGCGUCGAUACCCAUCUUUUUGCGUUUGCUUCUCCUCUCCCGUUUGCCAAGUCCCCGUCCGUGCCUUCGCAGUAGAAUUCACAGCACGCACAUGUUUGCACUGCUUGCUCGCUCGCUCUACAUUGCGAGUGAAGGCUGCUCACUUCACAUUUUGCCCAGAGAUGGCAUUGCGAGCUUAGCGAUCGAGUCGCUCUGCACAGCGAAUCACUGAAUGGGAAAGAGAAAAAAGGCAGCUAAGGGGCAAGUAGAGAGUCCGUUCCGUAGGAGCCGUGCGCCCGCUCCUUAGCUCCAACCUGAGCACCUCUUUAGAUCAAUGGAUUCACAGAUCCAAGUCCCAGUGCUAGCGGACAGCUCCCGUAACAAGUGAAUCUCCCGGUCUUCUCCUCCUCCUCCUCCUCCUCCUCCUCUUUUCCUUCAGCAUAUGCAUUUUUUCCUCGCUUGCCUGGAACGUUUCAAUAAAGAUGGAGCAAACAAACAUUUGACUCGGCUCGCGUUGGUCUUUGACUUUUUUCAUUGGGAAAAUUAUUCUUUUUUGAUUUGCUUUGAAUUUGUGGGCUAUUGUUUUUCUCUUUUUUCCAUUUUUGAUUGUCUUCUUCUUCCUCACGAUGUUCCUCUUUUAAAUUAAACUUCACUACUUAAAAAGGGACAGCACGGCGGAGCGUGGAGUUUAUGUCUGUGGGACAGAAGCGUUUCAAUUGAGUCAUGGAGAAUACUCUUGGAUAUAUUGGUCUGAAAAAGCUAUUUUUUCUACUACUUUGGCUAACCAAUUUGAAAAGUGAUGCUGCAGCAAGUGACCCUGUGAAAAAUUUCAUUUCACUGCGAUUUGUCAGAGAGCCUGCUGAUUCCAUCGCAGUGAGAGGAGGAAAUGUGCUGCUGGACUGCUCUGUGGAAUCGAGCCAAGGCACACCAGUCAUUUCCUGGAAGAAAGAUGGCAUCUUUCUCGAUUCAGUGGUAGAAGACAGAAGACAGCAGCUAUCUAACGGUUCUCUCUUAAUUCAGAAUGUGGUGCACUCCCGACACCAUCGGCCAGAUGAAGGGCUCUACCAAUGCCAGGCUACCCUUGAAGGCGUGGGAGCAAUUGUAAGCAGGACGGCAAAAGUCACAGUAGCUGGUCCUCUGAAGCCGGUUGUCCAGACAGAUUCUGUUUCAUCUUUUGUUGGAGACAUGGCCCUACUGAAGUGUGAGGCAAGUGGGGAGCCGAUGCCACUGGUGCGCUGGCAGAAGAACCGGGAUGACUUACCUCUAGGUGUUGGUGGCGAUGGCCGUAUUGUGGUGCUGCCAUCUGGGACUCUUCAGGUCAGCAGGGUCCAGCCAUCAGACUCCGCCACCUAUCGGUGUUUUGCCGAAAAUCCUGGGAGCUCUCGGACUGGCAAUGACGCUGAAUUGAAAGUAUUAGCAGAACCAGGCCUUCCUCGAGCCAUAACAUUUCUUCAGAGACCAUUUGAUGUUACUACUCUAGAAGGAAAAGAUGCCAUUCUGGAAUGCUCUGCUUCUGGGUACCCAAAUCCAAACUUUCAAUGGAUGCGAGGGAGUGAACUCGUUCAAAUGAGAUCUAAAAAAUAUUCCUUACUCGGAGGAAGUAAUCUGCUUAUUACAAGAGUUACGGAUGAUGACUCUGGGACCUACACUUGUGUGGCAUCAACCAAAGCUGAAAACAGCAGUGCUACAGCGGAGUUGUCUGUGAUGGUUCCUCCGAGGUUUUUAAAUUAUCCCGCUAACCUGUAUGCCUAUGAAAGCAUGGACAUCGAAUUAGAGUGUACCGUGACAGGAAAGCCCGCUCCCACAGUUCAGUGGGUCAAGAAUGGGGAAGUGGUUAUCCCAAGUGAUUAUUUUCAAAUUGUGGGUGGAAGUAAUCUUCAUAUUCUUGGGCUUGUUAAAUCAGAUGAAGGAUUUUAUCAGUGUGUGGCAGAAAAUGAUGCAGGAAAUGUUCAAGCCAGUGCUCAACUUAUCAUUCAGGAACCAGUUGUCCCGAGCACCAGUGCCCUCCCUUCUGCCCCCCGAGAUGUGGUCCCUGUCCUGGUUUCCAGUCGCUUUGUCCGGCUAAGCUGGCGCCCUCCUGCAGAGACCCAUGGAUCAAUCCAGACGUAUAGUGUCUUCUUCAGCAGAGAAGGAGUCAACAGGGAAAGGGCAAUGAACACAUCACAGCCAGGAGCACUGCAGAUUACCAUUGACAACUUAAAGCCCGAAGCGACGUAUUCUUUCCGUGUGGUGGCUUACAAUGACCGGGGACCAGGAGAGACCUCACAGGCUUUGAAAGUAUCCACCCAGCCAGAAUUGCAAGUUCCUGGACCAGUAGAGAACAUGCAGGCUUUAGCCACAUCUCCAACUUCAAUUCUUGUUUCUUGGGAAGUUCCUGCUUAUGCAAAUGGGCCCAUUCAAGGUUAUCGGUUAUUUUGCACGGAGGUGUCAACAGGAAAAGAACAGAAUAUAGAGGUGGACAACCUAUCUUACAGACUGGAGGGACUGAAGAAGUUUACGGAGUAUUCAGUGCGACUCCUGGCAUAUAAUCGAUAUGGACCUGGCAUGGCUACAGAGGACUUGACAGUUUCCACACUUUCUGAUGUGCCCAGCUCCCCUCCUCUGAACAUUUCUUUGGAAGUUGUCAACUCAAGAAGUAUCAAGGUCAGCUGGAUGCCCCCUCCUUCAAACACGCAGAAUGGCUUCAUCACUGGUUAUAAAAUACGGCACAGGAAGACUGGACGCAGAGGGGAUCAGGAGACAUUGGAGCCUAACAAUCUAUGGUACUUGUUUACAGGGUUGGAAAAAGGAAGCCAGUACAGUUUUCAAGUAGCUGCCAUGACAGCAAAUGGGACUGGACCUUCAAGUGAGUGGUAUACAGCUGAAACUCCUGAGAAUGAUCUUGAUGAAUCACAGGUGCCAGACCAACCGAGUUCGCUCCAUGUUCGACCACUUACCAACAGUAUUGUCAUGAGUUGGACUCCUCCUUUGAAUCCAAAUAUUGUAGUCAGAGGAUAUAUCAUUGGAUAUGGCGUGGGAAGUCCUUACGCGGAAACUGUCAGAGUAGACAGCAAGCAACGAUACUACUCCAUUGAGAACCUUGAACCAAGUUCCCAUUAUGUUAUUUCCCUGAAGUCAUUUAACAAUGCAGGUGAAGGAGUUCCUCUGUAUGAGAGUGCAGUUACGAGAUCUAUGACAGACCCUAUUGACUCAUCGGACGAUGAUCUCUACCAUCUGUUUGAUAAAUUCCCUACCCCAGUCCCAGAUACCUCCACUCCCAUGAUCCCACCAGUAGGUGUACAGGCCGUUGCUCUCACACCCGACUCUGUGAGAGUCAGCUGGGCAGACAACUCUGUUUCCAAGAACCAGAAGACUGCCGAGGUCCGCUUCUACACUGUCAAGUGGAGGACCAGCUACUCGACCAGUGGAAAAUACAAGUCUGCAGACACCACGGCUCUGAGCCAUACAGUGACUGGACUCAAACCCAACACCAUGUACGAGUUUGCCGUUAUGGUAACCAAAGGCCGCAAGUCAAGCACAUGGAGCAUGACGGCACAUGCCACCACCUAUGAAGCAGCUCCCAGUUCUGCCCCUAAGGACCUCACAGUAAUAAGCAGGGAGGGCAAACCUCGAGCUGUGAUCAUUAGUUGGCAACCUCCACUUGAGGGCAACGGAAAAAUCACAGGAUACAUUCUCUUCUACACGCUUGACAAGAACAUGCCAAUUGAUGACUGGGUAAUGGAGUCCAUUAGUGGAGACCGCCUCACUCACCAGAUCAUGGACCUCAACCUUGACACUGUUUACUACUUCCGCAUCCAGGCCAAGAAUGCAAAGGGAGUCGGCCCGCUGUCUGACUCCAUUCUCUUCAGAACACCCAAAGGUUGGAAAUGUCUCACAAAACUUGAACACCCUGACAAAAUGGCUAAUGACCAAGGUCGCCAUGGUGACGGAGGAUAUUGGCCGCCUGACACUAAUCUGAUUGACAGGAGUAGCCUUAACGAGCCUCCUAUUGGUCAGAUCCACCCACCACAUGGUAGUGUGACUCCACAGAAGAACAGCAACCUUCUUGUAAUAAUCGUGGUGUCAGUUGGUGCUGUAACUAUUGUCGUUGUGGUUAUUGUGGCUGUCAUUUGUACUCGGCGCUCUUCUGCACAACAACGAAAGAAACGUGCCACACACAGUAUAGGCAAAAGAAAAGGCAGUCAAAAAGACCUGAGGCCCCCAGACCUAUGGAUUCACCAUGAGGAAAUGGAGCUGAAGAACAUUGAGAAGCCCACUGGCUCUGACCCAACUGGCCGGGACUCACCAAUGCAGGGUUGUCAGGACAUCACACCUGUCAGCCACAGCCAAUCAGAAAGCCAGAUGGGCAGCAAAAGCAGCCACUCAGGAGCAGAUGCUGAUGAAGUGGCCAGCAGCAUGUCUACCUUGGAGAGGUCCCUCGCUGCCCGCAGGGCAACACGCACCAAAUUAAUGAUCCCAAUGGAUUCCCAACCUAGCAAUCCACCUGUUGUAAGUGCCAUUCCAGUGCCAACUUUAGAGAGUGCCCAGUAUCCUGGAAUUCUACCAUCUCCCACUUGUGGGUACCCUCACCCUCAGUUUACAUUACGGCCUGUGCCAUUCCCGACCCUUACUGUUGAACGGAGCUACGGAUCAGCAAUGACUGAGGGCGCGGCAGUACAUUCCCAGCAACCAUCCCUGCUUGCUCAAACGCAAGCUGAGCAUUCAGUACCAGAGGAGGUACCCAGCAGGACCAUCCCCACAGCCUGUGUCCGGCCCACCCACCCACUCCGAAGCUUUGCCAACCCCUUGCUACCUCCCCCAAUGAGUGCCAUAGAGCCCAAAGUACCCUACACACCUCUUCUGUCUCAGACAGGUGCAAAUCUUCCAAAGGCUCAGGUGAAGACUGCCUCCUUGGGAUUAGCUGGAAAGGCAAGAUCACCAUUACUUCCCGUCUCUGUACCAACAGCUCCUGAGGUAGCAGAAGAAGGGAAUAAACAGUUGGACGAUCCCUCAAGUGUAUAUGAGCAAGAUGAUCUGAGUGAGCAGAUGGCUAGUCUAGAGGGACUAAUGAAACAACUGAACGCCAUUACUGGCUCGGCCUUUUAACAGUGACACCCAACGGGGGCAAAACAAGUAGAAGCAUCACAGCACACCCAGUAUUCCACUAAUGAAGAUGCUGACAGGGAGAGGCAACGCACUGCUGGACCUUAAGGAUGCAAUUCAGCUCAAGCUAACAGACACUACAGCUCUGACUUCUCUGAAGAAGAUUCAUUUGGAUGAGGCUUUAAGUUAAGGGAAACUGUCAAGCAAAAUAACAAACUUGAACUGUUUCCAUUAUUUUUGUUUUUCUGUAAUUAAUCUUUUUGUUGGUAUUUAACAGCCUAAGUUCAUGUUUUUUCUGCUGUAGGCUCAGGAUCUGAAAAUGAAUUGUGAUCAGACUUCAUACUGUGCCACUGAUUUAAUUUGGUUUCAGAUAUUCCAGAAACACAUCCACAGAAGUGACAGGAUACAAGAUUACUGAUUGUAGUCAGUUUUGGAAAAAAAAAGGCAAUCUUUGAGUUUUUGCAGAUAUACAUCAAGUUGUUUCACCAUUUUCCAGCUUUCUCAGUUAGAUGUGAAAGGACACUCACAAUUUGCUGCUGGUUUUAAAGCUGGCGUGUUUAAUGUAUUCCUAAUUUAUUUCUAUUUUUCUAGCAUUUUUUGAGGAAAACUUCUGUGAUCUUGUAGACAUUUUCAAAACUCCUUCACAUGGUGGCCCAGAAGAAUUGGCUUUGUUCAUAUUAAAAUAAAAACCAAUGGGUGAAGAAAAGAGUGCACAGUAUAUAGUUAGAAAUCCAAGUCCUUUUAAAAUUAAAAAAGGAUUUUUUUUUUCCUAACCGAAUGUGGCAGUUAAUUAAUAAAAUUCCAUCUUUAUUGUUAUGCUUCAAAAAAGAGUACAGAGAUUCAAGGGAUAUUUUUCCCCAAAUGAGUUUAUAUUUUUAUUACUAGUUACAGGCAAAUCUACCAAAAAAAAAAACCUUAUGGCAUCAGUGCUAUGUUCUGUAAACUUACCAGGAAAUGCAAUUUAUCCUUUAUUUCUUUGGAGGCGUAAACAGAAGGAGAAUGAACAGAACAGUUCAGUGUUUUGUUCCAGUCAGCCCAACACAAGAAUUCACCACAUUUACUGGGUGUGCAUCAAAACCAGAGUGACACUGAAGAGCUUCAUUUUUGGCCACGGAAGCCAAUGUUUCUUGUGCGCGUACAUCUGACGAUAGUAAGACUGACUUUUUAUUUCAAUUUUUGUACUGCUGACCAACCCCCAGAGCACACAGUAUUUUUAUAAGAAAAGCACCAUUUCUUUUGUUUUUGCCACUAGCCAAAUCACCAGACUUUAUUCAGAAAAUGUCGAACUCUCUUUUGCAAUUAGCCAUUGUGACGGUGUGUCAUUAGUUGAACGUGUAAGAGCUGAAGUGAACUGAGCCUGUUAGAAAAGUGAGAUUACAUAAAUGAAUACAUUUACAAAGAAAGAAAUAAUCAGCUAACAUGAAAAAAUACGUAUAUAGAAUCUGAAUUGCAGGACUUCUGCUUUCCCUCAGCUUGCUUUUCAUGCUCCAUAGCGUAGCAGGGCUUGAAUUCACAUCCUGCAUUGGAGCAACUCGGGACAAGGUGUCUGCCAGUGUGAGCUAAAUAAAUGUUUAUUUUAUUUUAUUUCUUUACUAAUCUGUACAAUGUCCCUGUCUUCCUAUGAAAAAGUCACUUAAACCAUCUUGAAUGUGGCUUUCUAUAAGCAAGUAGUAACAAUUUGUUUUUGUUUUUUUGUAGACAAUUUUAAUUUUAAUGUCCUCAAAAAUAACCUUAAAAUACAAAAAUACAUAUUAAUAUUUGCUGUUAUGAAAAAAUAAUCUGUGUGAGUACUGUACCUUGGAAGUUAUUCUCAAAUCCAGAUAAUGUAAAUGUGGAUUCCUGAGUUUCUCGAAUGCACUUUUACAUUGCGGUAUAGCAUGACCGUCCACUGACAAGUGCAACUUUCUGAUGCAACACAUAAGAAAAAUGAAAAAAAAAAAAAAAAGUUUAUUUUUAUAGCAUCUUUCAUAAAGUAUAACUUGAGAGCAGGCUGUAAAUAUGCAUCCUGGAGCUCUUUUUCCUCAGAUUCCUUUGAGGUAAACAUACUGUACAGUUGACUGUGGUUUCGUGAGUGUGUCAAAUAAAGUCACUACGGUCCUUUGUCCCCAACUACUCAAGAAUUCAUUUGUCAGACUAAGCCAAGAUUUACUUUUGUCGCUGUUUUCCCUUUUGAUUAAUCACACAUAAUGCUCACUAAUGGCAUACUGACCGUUUAUUAUAACUGCUUCCUUUACAAACUUCUAGUGUUUACUAAAUACUGUACUGUGUGUUUGUCUCAUCGACUUCAUUCUUUUCAUAAAUUGUCAGCUUCACAAUGAAACCAACACACAAGCUCAUCAGGAGAUGACGGGAUAUGACGCCACAUUUUAGUGCUUGUGCGCAAAAUAAAAAGUUCUGCUUUCCACUGAUUUGUCCACUAUCAUGUAGAUCAGGUAGACUGGAAAAAUAGAAGAGAUUUCUCAAAAACUAGCACAAGCAAAACUACAAUUAACAUUCAACCCCAUUGUCUUCUUUAUUAAGGUGACUAAAAUAAGUAACCAGUGUAGAAUUUGAACGAGGUGCACUGGAAAUCAGUCUCCUCCACCUUAAGAAGCAAAGCACCUCCAGAUAUGUCCUCAGUCCCAGUAUUACACUCACCUAGUAUUCCAUGCCAGCCAUCUUGUUUAAUCGCAUUUUGUCUUACAUCGAUGCUUUGCACUUUUAAUGGAAAUGACCCCCAACUUGCACAUUUUUUCCUGUUCAGUUUUUCUUUCUUUGUGUAGUUAAUCAAUAGGUGUCUUCGGUUUAGUGGAAAGCAUAUGACUUGGAGACUUUAGACAUUAUUUUCCCAGUUUUUCCAUUUUCAAGUCUUCAAGUAAGUUGCUGUUUUCCUGCUAAUGUUGCAAAUGAUUCUUUUUGCCACUAGCUUUGAAAGACAUUAUAUCUGUUAAGUGCUUCACCCUGUUUAUAAAGAGCAAUUCUGAAUUCACUGCCCAGUGAGGCGGAUGAGCAAAUCCUUAACAGAUGUUUGAUCACUGGUGAGCUUACUAAAAACAAAUUGAAUCCACUUAUUUAAUGGACAUGGCUCCGUUUGGUUCAUUGCCAUCAUUCAGACACCCUGUUAGAAGUUUGAAAAUAUGCUAAAAUGCAACCUUGGCAAGAGUAAACUAGGCACGUGGCAUGAUUAGACUUCAGUAAAUGCACAUUGACAGUAUUCAUUUUAGCACACGGUGUUUUACUUUAUUUGUUAAUUUGUCACACACUAAUGUCUUUCAGAGAUGCUUUUUUGAAACUGGCCACCAUUUCAAAAGGCACAGAUGAUGCAUAGCAUUUUUUCAACCUCAUACAACCUGAGCAUAAUUUGUGCUUUGUAUCGGUCUUGAGUAUUUUUGGUUUUCUCAGGGGCUACUUGAUUGUCAUAAUAAUUUCAUGAUAAGUAUAUUUAUAUUUUUUUUUCUUCUUAACGAAGAUUGUCUUGUUUUGUAAAAGUAAUUAUUUUUCUUUAGACACCUCCAUUUUGUCAAAUAGAUGGUGGGAACUUGUUUAUGUGCCUGAACUAUUUAUUUUCUUUGUCCUUUCUUUUCAUAUAUGAAACAUUACUGCUAGUAUAUUGCCUUGUCCUGCUUAGGCAGCUUUAAAGAAAAAAAAAACAUAAAAAACAGAUCUCCACCCUUCCCAUAACACACAUGGUAGGCGUAUCUGGAAGAGUGGCAGUUAUUUAUUUUUAUGGUAUGCCCUACGAGUACACUUGUGUAUGAGAAAGAAAGAAAGAAAGAAAUGAAAUGAAAUGCAGAGAAGGUGAUGCUGUUUUUAUUGUAAAAUAUGUCAAGCAGUUCCAGUUACUGUGAAUUGCUAAGUAGGUAGGGUUUUCUAGGGAGGGAUGGUGGGAGGGUAUGUCUUAUGAUUAAUAUUUAAUUUAUUAUCUAGAGUGUUCUUUUUGAUAAAUUUUGAAGACGCUGGAAAUUAAACUUAGGCUCUAAAACGGCCAUAUCCAACUCCCAUGACACUUUCACGGUUCCCUUCAGAUUUUUGCUUAGUGCCUCACCUUCCUCUGAUGCACACAAAUACUGUAUUUUACCUUCAUUACUUAAAUGCAGUAUAUUUGGAUACAGGAUUAUUACCUCACUUCAACUUAGUUACAGUAUUUUAGUGGCUCUUGGAAAAAUUUCAUAACCAUGGAUUACAUUUUUAUGUUUUUUAGUAAGCAAUCAGCACAAUUGUGUUUAUUUGAAUAUAAAGGUGUAACAAAAUAAAAUCUAAAUCAUAAUUUAUAUCCAAUUUCUGUAAUAUAACUGAAAUUGCAUAUGCGGUCAAGUACCUAAAUGAUUUGAUAUAUAUAUCAUUUUCAUAGGUAAUAAGAGAUGUACUAUCAUAAAAAGACUUGACAAAUUAUACACAUUAACAUAAGAUUGCGAUCAUAGUCGUAAAACGUACGUACCAUUUAAAGGUCCUGGGCUGUACUCUCCAAAUAGUUGGACUUUAAGACCAAGAACAACCAGUAGUACUUGAUAAACUAUGGUGGGCUCACUCCAAGCGAUAAAAUAGCGAAAGCCAUAAAUACCCCAUAGUGUACCAUGCUGUGUUCAUUUGUUUUCUGUGAAACAUCAUAGGACAUUUUUAUAUAGAGGUUGAACACAGAAAUAUGCAAACUUUCAACCACACUCACCAAAUAAUUAUAGUUUUCAUAGGAAAGUCGUUGCGCGCCAAUUUUAGCUCGGGUCCAUACUCGCAUAACGAUCAAAUACAGUACUUUAAAUAGGAAGAUGGUCUGUGUCCCCUUUUAACUUUUCAUGUGCAUCGACACUGUCCACUGAUGUGCUUUGUAUUAAAAACGUUUGCCAUAAUUAUGUUACAAUUCUAUAGUUGCUAAUCAGCAAAACUGUAAAGGUAAGAUAAAUCCCAAAUGAUUAAACAGAAAAACUGUGUGACUAAAUGAAUGAAGAUCCCUUUGUUUGCUAAAAACACCUGAUGAUAAAAGUGAAGAGCGGCAGUUUGGACAAGUCAUUUCAGUCAAAUCUGCCAAUGGCACAGAACACAGUGCUACUUCCUCACAGCCCCAGGAGUCUGCUUCAGAUCCAUCCCUGAUCACUGUCCGAGUUGAGUCUGCGUGUUCUCCACACGUCUAUGUGAGUUUCCUCCUUGCUCUGUCUUUCCUCUCAGUGCCAUAUUAGGUUGAUUGGUGACUCUGAGUUAAAUCCAUGUAGGUGUGGAAAUUAGUGAAACCGGUGAUGGAGUCACAGCUGGCUUCAGGGCUGUCUCUAGUGACCUACAGCCGUGUUGUAAUAAGUGGCUUCAAAAAAUAAAUGGGUGAAUGAAUUUAAUAACAAAGUGUACAGAAAGUACUAGGAAAUGACUACGAAAUACGUAAAGACAAACUGGUGGGCUUUAUUUAGGAAUUUCAAAAUUUGUUUGGAGGAAACCUAAUGUGAUGGUUGCUUUGAAUACCUAACAAAAUGUAAUUAAAUGUUCGAGCAGCCCCAAAUUAAGACUAGGAAAUGCGUGAAGCAAUAAUGUAAGCGAGAAACAGGCUGGGGUCAGGAAACUGUAAGCAGCACACUAAAAAAAUGUAAGAACACAGAAAAGGUUCUUUAACUAGCUGAGAUACUUUGACCCAAAUUAUCACUAAUAUUAGUUGAAAUAGAUAAUCUUCUUUUAAAAUGUAUCCGAUGUUCGGAGAGCAUACGCUGCGCGCUACUCAUUGAAAUAGACUGAUGUAAUGAU